GCGGGGAUUCGGCGGCCGGGAGGGAGUCGUCGGCGCCGCGGCCGCUGCGGACUGACGCCUGCCUGCCGGCUGAGAGCCUCCUGAGAUUCUGCUUUGGCACCUCCAGCAUUUGGCUUCUGCUCAGAUUAAGAUGUGCCUGUUUGUAGAAGUUGAGGAACUUGCUGGGCUCCAGGUUCUGGGGUACUCUUUCUACUGCAUUAUGAUGCUGCUGCUUAUGUUGCUGAAUAAAUGAAUUUUGAUCAUUUUAUUAAAGUGCACCUCUGUGGAAAAAGAAGCAACUAACAAAAGACAGUGGUAACAAGGAUUAUUCAGUGUGCGAUUUGCAGGAUGUCCAUGGCGACAUUGAAAAUGAAUUCCUUAUUUUCACCAGAUAUUCUUAUAUGAGAAGAUCCGUUUCAAACAGUCUAGAUAUUUUAACUUCUGUUGGACCAGCAUGGCAGGAUUCAAGCGAGGGUAUGAUGGAAAGAUUGCUGGAUUAUAUGAUCUGGAUAAAACCUUGGGUCGAGGUCAUUUUGCAGUGGUUAAACUUGCCAGGCAUGUCUUUACAGGUGAAAAAGUAGCAGUAAAAGUUAUUGACAAGACAAAAUUGGACACUUUAGCCACUGGUCAUCUUUUCCAAGAAGUGAGAUGCAUGAAACUAGUGCAGCAUCCCAACAUCGUACGCCUUUAUGAAGUUAUUGACACCCAGACCAAACUAUAUCUUAUUCUAGAACUUGGGGAUGGAGGAGAUAUGUUCGAUUAUAUAAUGAAACACGAAGAGGGACUUAAUGAAGAUUUGGCUAAGAAGUACUUUGCUCAGAUUGUUCAUGCCAUAUCUUAUUGCCAUAAACUCCAUGUGGUUCACAGAGACUUAAAACCAGAGAAUGUGGUCUUCUUUGAAAAACAAGGUCUUGUAAAGUUGACAGACUUUGGUUUCAGCAACAAAUUUCAACCAGGGAAGAAGCUUACUACAAGCUGUGGAUCUCUUGCAUAUUCUGCUCCAGAAAUUCUGCUUGGUGAUGAGUAUGAUGCACCCGCAGUAGAUAUAUGGAGUCUGGGAGUGAUCCUUUUCAUGUUGGUGUGUGGGCAACCACCUUUUCAAGAGGCCAAUGACAGUGAAACAUUGACAAUGAUCAUGGAUUGCAAAUAUACAGUACCAUCCCAUGUGUCCAAAGAGUGUAAAGACCUGAUCACACGGAUGCUACAGAGAGAUCCCAAGAGAAGGGCCUCCUUAGAAGAGAUUGAAAAUCAUCCUUGGCUUCAGGGAGUGGACCCUUCACCAGCAACAAAGUAUAACAUUCCCCUCGUGUCGUACAAAAACCUCUCAGAGGAGGAACACAACAGCAUCAUUCAGCGCAUGGUGCUCGGGGACAUAGCAGACCGCGACGCCAUUGUGGAGGCCCUGGAAACCAACAGGUAUAAUCAUAUCACAGCCACUUACUUCUUACUUGCUGAAAGGAUCCUGAGGGAGAAGCAAGAGAAAGAAAUACAAACCAGAUCUGCAAGUCCUAGCAAUAUCAAGGCCCAGUUUAGACAGUCAUGGCCCACCAAAAUUGAUGUACCCCAGGACCUUGAGGAUGAUCUCACGGCCACUCCUCUGUCCCAUGCGACUGUCCCUCAGUCUCCUGCUCGGGCUGCCGACAAUGUCCUCAAUGGCCACAGGAGCAAAGGCCUGUGUGACUCAUCUAAAAAGGACGACCUCCCUGAGUUGGCUGGACCGGCACUCUCCACGGUGUCCUCGGCGAGCUUGAAAACCACGGCCAGCGGGCGCAAGUGCCUGUUCCGCGUGGAGGAGGACGAAGAGGAAGAUGAGGAGGACAAGAAGCCUAUGUCCCUCUCGACACAAGUGGUUCUGCGCCGGAAGCCCUCAGUGACCAACCGGUUGACGUCAAGGAAGAGCGCUCCCGUCCUCAACCAGAUCUUUGAGGAAGGGGAGUCAGAUGAUGAGUUCGACAUGGAUGAGAACCUGCCCCCCAAGCUGAGCCGACUCAAGAUGAACAUCGCCUCCCCAGGCACGGUGCACAAGCGCUACCACCGCAGGAAAAGCCAGGGCCGUGGCUCCAGCUGUAGCAGCUCAGAGACCAGCGACGAUGACUCCGAGAGCCGGCGGCGGCUGGACAAAGACAGCGGCUUCACCUACUCCUGGCACCGGCGGGAUAGCAGCGAGGGGCCCCCUGGCAGCGAGGGCGAUGGCGGGGGCCAGGGCAAGCCGAGCGCCGGCAGCAGCGGUGCGGACAAGGCCAGCCCGAGCGAGAACAACGCAGGCGGGGGCAGCCCUGCAGGUGGCUCGGGCGGCAAGCCCACCAGCACAUCGGGCAGCACGCGCCGCUGCGCCGGCCCCGGGCCCGGCGAGCUGGUGCAGAGCCUCAAACUCAUGAGCCUCUGCCUCGGCUCCCAGCUGCACGGCGGCGCCAAGUACAUUCUCGACCCGCAGGGCGGCUUGUCCUUCUCCAGCGUCAAGGUCCAGGAGAAGUCCACGUGGAAGAUGUGCAUCAGCUCCACGGGGAACGCGGGCCAGGCCUCAGGCGUGGGCAGCAUAAAGUUCUUCUCUGACCACGUGGCAGACAGCAGCACUGAGUUAGAACGGAUAAAGAGCAAGAACCUGAAAAAUAAUGUGCUACAGCUACCUCUGUGUGAAAAGACCAUCUCUGUGAACAUCCAGCGGAACCCUAAGGACGGGCUGCUGUGCGCCUCCAGCCAGGCCAGCUGCUGCCAUGUCAUCUGACUGCAGCCUGCUCUGGCCACUGGGCACUCUUCCUGCUCGAAGUGGUGAAGACUGGCUCGCUUCACUCUUCUCUUUUUGGUUUUACUCUUUAAAGUGGGCGUUAGGAGCAGUUAUUUAUUACCUUUUCAUUUCUUCGCCUGACGAUGUGACAAUGCAUGGUCUUUGUGCAUGCUGCUAGACACUUCUUUUCCAGCCGAGAAGUCUGUUGUGUAAUUUUUACAUUUAUAAUUUUAAUGUGGAGGAUCAGGAUUAAAUUAAAAUGUAUAUUUGGAACCUAAUAUAAAUGGAGCACUUAGAAAUUUGGUGUUCUGCACUUAAUCUAGAGAAAAAAAUGCUUUUGUUUCCUUGUGAAAAAUCUAAAUUCCUGUCCUGACCUUCUGUGCUAACGGGGACUCCGUGCUCGGAGGCACACUCUGUGGUGUCUGAGACAGAACCAAAGCAAUAACGUGGUGAUGCCGACAGGCCUGGAGCCUGUGAGCGCAUGCGCGCCCCACCUUCCGAGGCCUGUGCGGAGCAGAGUACAGUGGGGGUCUGCACUGAGAACCUUAAAACCAUGAUUUCAACACACCCACACCUGUUUGUCUUAAGCUAUAGUGCGAAAACAAGUUUGGGCUCUUAAAAUGUAACUGAAAAAGAUUUUCUUGUUUUGUACGAGGUGAUAUGAAGUACUUCGAUUUAUAAGGCGGCUUCCCCGUAGUGAUAAAUUACAAGCAGACAAUCCUAUUUUGUAAUGUGAUGAAGUGAACUGAUGGUGUCUUAACUCUACUUAUAGAGUGUAUAGUCUGUCUAACAGAACAAACAGAUGCUCGGUGUAAAUUCCUUCCUAGAGGGCUCACCCUAGGCUUUCCUUUAAAACCAUGUAGAUAGAAGAAACUGUAGGGCCUAAUACGGGAGCAAAGGUGCACACAGAGGUUGGCAAAGUCUAAACCCUAUAAAUUAAAAAAAAAAAAAAAAAAAAAAACUACUGGGAUUUGAUUUUUAGGAGUUUGGUAAUUAGGCUGUCUCUCUUGUUUUUUCCAUUCUACUAUGUCCUUUAGCUUAGUAAGCUAUGAAAACUGGCUGGUCAAAAACACAUAUAAAAGACCAAAAUUCACACAUACAGCAAACAAAAAUGCACAAAGCCUGCUUUGUUUUUUGUUGUUGUUGUCGUUUUGGUUUUCGCUUUUUUUUUUUUUUUUCUGGGAGUGUUUUUCACUUUGCCUUCCUGCCAAAACAAUAAUCAAAGAACUCUUGCUUUAAACUGUUCCUGUACAAAGACUACUUUGACCAGAUAAUCAUCUUUCAUGGCAUUUUAUCUUGUAAGACGCAGUAUAUUGCAGAUUGCUAAUUUUGGAAGGGGCCAGAUGCUUCUUUUUCAGGCUGUGCCCUGGGGGUCUUCAAAGCAACCCUUAUCCACAUUGGUGAUAGGAUGUGGCUGGGCGGAGUUGGGGGAGGGGGACCUUCCCACACUCAGCAGCUUUCCUUCGUGGCUCUGAAGUGACAGUCACUUUGUCUGUAGAGUGGGCAGAGCACCAAAGGACUGCAUUUCAUUGGUCACGGUUUCUCCAAGUACACACUGACUCUGCUACUUAGGAUUCAUAGAUUUUACUCUGAACUCUGAAUUUCACAAUAUACUUACUAAACUAAGAUGAUACCUAAAAUACUUAUUUUGCUUUCUAGACCUAGGCUAGAUAUGUUUUAAGCUACAGCUCUAGUUCAUUGUGAUAUUUAUAAUUGAAAGCUACCAGAAAAGAUGUGUGGGUGAAGCCAUAGAACAUAUUUGCUUGAAAUUCUUGAGCAGGGAUCUUAUAAAGGGCCAGAAAUAAGAUGUGUGGUUCACAUAGAUAGUGAGCGUAACAUCUGUAUUAAACGUAGGAGAGAAGUUUAUAAAGGGCAUUGGCAAUAAACUCUUUGUUGCAGCUGUUUUCCAAGUAAUGUAAAUACUUCUUCCUGUGAUUAUGUAUAGCCUUGGAAUGGCACCUUUUAACUAACCCGUAUGUGUUUGGUUUUCAAUGGUUUUUUAUAUUCAGAUGUAUAUAUGGUGCUCACUUUAGGAUCAGCAGUGUUGACCGUUUAUGCUGCAUAGCUGUAUUAUAGCCUUAUUAGUUGUGUGUGGUUGGUUGACCCUCUGGGUAUACAGAUGUUAGUCUGAGUGGCGUCUUACUCAUUUGUUCAUAAGUGAAUGAUUGUGCAUGUGUUGUAUGUCAUAGUAUGUCGUCACAUAAAAGGGAGGGAGCAAAUAACCAUUACAUUAAGAUAAUAUUGGACCAAACUAUUUACUAGCUCUAAACAGUUUCUUGUACCCCUUAACCUGUCUUCAGAAAUUGCAUAGAGUUAUAGUAGUGUGUAAAUUAAAUAUUGUGGAAAAACAAUUAGUCUUGUAUUUUUCUGUAUGUGUGUGUACAUAUAUUAUAUAUAUACACAUAUAUAUAUAUACAUAUAUAUAUAUAAAAUUAUGUACUUCUGGCAAUUCUGUCUGUAUUUAAAGAUGUGACAAUCUUGACACCGAUUUUAAGAAUAGCUGUGAGACUGAAUCAAAGUAAAGAUAUCCCUACCAAGUAAGAAUUGAUGUGUGUUAAGAGGGUACAGAAUUAUCAGCUGAUUUGGUCAGUCGCUUCCACUGCUGGUUGAUUUUCCUCAUUGUGUAAACAUUGACAGGUAUGUGACAAAUGGGAAAAAAAAAAUCCAAAUAAUAAAGUGGCAUAUUGGUGUUCAGCAAUA
Messenger RNA from Lutra lutra (Eurasian river otter), 5404 nucleotides. RefSeq names its product SNF related kinase (gene SNRK). Bases 434 to 2704 code for a protein of 756 amino acids. NCBI's taxonomy places the organism in Eukaryota, Metazoa, Chordata, Mammalia, Carnivora, Mustelidae. Gene Ontology annotation, cellular component: cytoplasm. The record is from RefSeq and is a predicted model, not a curated record. Gene Ontology annotation, molecular function: tau-protein kinase activity; ATP binding; protein serine/threonine kinase activity. The transcript is spliced from 9 exons. Gene Ontology annotation, biological process: intracellular signal transduction; protein phosphorylation; microtubule cytoskeleton organization.